AUGGGUGAUUUAUUACAAAAAGAACAAGAAUAUCGUAAAUUAAACGAUGAAUUGGAAAAUAAAACGAAAGAGUUAAUGCAAGAAGUAGAUGUAGUCAUGAAGAUUCAAGAUAAUCUUACGAAAAAUCCACUGGUAAUGGAAAAAGUUGAAUUUGUACCAAAACACAGCAAAAAAUUUUAUCAAGAACUAUCAGAAUACCAACAAGAUAAAAGUGAAGAAAUAAGUAAUAGUGUAACUGAUAAUAUCCCGGAUUCUGUUAAUGAUAUGGGAACGAAAGGAAUGAAUCAUUUUUUUCGUGCAAAAAUUCGUAAAAUGCAAAGUGAUUUUGAUAGGCUACAAAUUGAAUAUAGAAGUAAAAAUGAGGAAUUUAAGCGUAUUCAAAAAGAUAAUCAAAAACUUGCGGAAGACAAAGAGAAAUGGUUUCAAAUUUCAACCGGCAAUAAAACUCAAAUGCACAAAAUGGAAGCGCAAAUUUCAAUGCUUACCUCAAAAUUACAAUCGAGAGAAAACGAAAAUGUUUCUUUAAAAAAAGAAAUCGAUCAAUUACAGAAAGAAUUGAAAAAUGAAUCCGCAAAUUUAGCUAAUAUGGAGGUAAAGUGGAAAAAGGCAUCUGAAGAUGUAGAAAAACAUAAAGCUGCUUAUAAAAAUGCUAAACAAGAGGAAAAGGAACUAAGAGAAACGCAUAAAAAACAAAUUAGUGAAUUGAGCGGAGUUAUUAAAAGAAUAGAAAGACACAAAAUGGAAAUUUUAAAUGGGUUUAAAAAGCAACUACUUCUUAUAAAUAAUUUAAAAAAACAAAAGAUGCAUAUUGAAAGCAUUAAAUUAACUGAAAAGGCUGAUGAAGACUUCAUGAAACUAUUAGACUGGAAAAUAGAAUAAACAUUUAGAUUAAGAUUUACUUACGCUUUUAUUUUUCUGAAAAAGAAAUAAUAAUAAAAUGAUAAAUUUAUUACAAAAAAUAAACUGAAACUUUAUUUCUAAUGA
Molecule: messenger RNA, 984 nt
Organism: Onthophagus taurus
Lineage: Eukaryota; Metazoa; Arthropoda; Insecta; Coleoptera; Scarabaeidae
Product: testis-expressed protein 9
Source: RefSeq, a predicted model, not a curated record